This is a messenger RNA of Physcomitrium patens, 2293 nucleotides long. RefSeq names its product mannan endo-1,4-beta-mannosidase 5. Gene Ontology annotation, molecular function: mannan endo-1,4-beta-mannosidase activity. Gene Ontology annotation, biological process: polysaccharide catabolic process. The record is from RefSeq and is a predicted model, not a curated record. NCBI's taxonomy places the organism in Eukaryota, Viridiplantae, Streptophyta, Bryopsida, Funariales, Funariaceae.
UUCACUCAGAAGUCCUCGAUCAGUCGAUGUGUGGCGUAGGAAACCAGCUCAAUAUAAUAUGUUCAUGACGCAUGCCAGUGUCCUGCCUGUGUACCUUAAAUCGCUUAUACGCAUUCAGCUCUUCGGAUAGUUUGCAGUGUCGUUCCUUCGUGUAUCAUCCACAGUCAUCUGUGACAGUAUAGUUUGAAGCAUUAUCAUGCUUCGGUGUUAGGAUUGGUGCACUUGUGCAUAUCUGCACAGAAACAUCUCGAUGUCUUCUGGGGUUGCUGUUAUCAGGAACGAAGCAUCAAGCAGGUAGGGCGACGGGGUAAAUGAUCUGAGCUGGGCUUUCUACGCCUUUCGUGCUUUUUCUACGUGGUUUUGCACUCUCAAAUCUAAGUCAGAAUGACUUCAGCCAUGAGAAAAUCUGACACACGGCCUGUGGACCUCGCACUUCUGCUCGGGUUGAUUAUCAUCGUCGCGUCGACCUGGACCUGCGCUAACGCAGGAGCGUCUACAAAUGAUUUUACGGUUGAUGACUCAGAUGACCGGGAUUUCGACUCGUUCGCGUCGCAAUACUACACGGCCUCUGAGGAAAGUGGAAACGACAUUCUCGACACAGAGUCGAACAGUGAUUACAUUGAUCCAGGAUCAGAUCGAAUAACAUUGGCUUCCAAUCACCCUAUCCAGCCGACUCCGGUGUGGAGAGGCCGGUUCGUUCAGGCGAGAGGCCAGCAGUUCGUGUUGAAUGGAAAAAGGCUAUUUGUGAAUGGCGCUAAUAUGUACUACCUAAUGACUUUAGGUUCGUACCCUGAAGGAAGGCGUCUGGUGACGGAAAUCCUAAGGGAAUCUGCUGGCCUUGGUGUUACCGUCGUUCGCAUCUGGGCUUUUGCCGAUGGUGACGCUAACUACAACCUCCAAACGCGGCCCGGCGUCUACACAGAAGCUGUAUUCCAGGGUCUAGACUAUGCGGUGGCCGAGGCCAAGAAGGUCGGGAUUCGGCUGAUUCUGAGUUUCGUGAACAACUAUGCCGACUACGGUGGCAGGAAACAGUAUGCCACAUGGGCGCAACGCUAUGCAGGGAAAUGGAACGCUAAAGAAGACGAUUUCUACACUGAUGGCACCAUCCGGCAGUGGUAUAGGAAUCACAUCAGGAAAGUUAUUACGAGGGUUAACACGUACACGCGAGUGGCCUACCGCAACGAGCCUGCCAUUUUUGCUUGGGAGCUGAUGAACGAGCCCCGUUGUGAAUCGGACAAGAGUGGGAAUGUCUUGCAGAGAUGGAUUCAGGAAAUGGCUAGAUUCGUCAAGUCCCUUGAUAGGAAUCACAUGCUGGAGGUCGGACUGGAAGGGUUCUACAGCUCGCAGGUGGCUCCGGAUUCGAUCUAUUCACAGAAAGCCAAUCCCGGCCACCCAUCUAAUUAUGCUUCUCAAUUUGGAACCGACUAUGUUCGCAACAAUCUAAUCCCCGGGAUCGAUUUCGCCACCGUGCAUUCAUACCCCGACAGCUGGUUGCCCAACCGCAGCGAGUAUGAUAGGAGGGCGUUCAUGGCGUUGUGGAUUAGGACCCACAUCAGCGACGCGAAGUACAAACUAAACAAGCCUGUAUUGUUCGCUGAGUACGGGAAGUCGGACAGGACCCCAGGCUACAACCCCAGCAAUCGAUACAACGACAUGGCGGACAUGUUCAACGCGGUGUAUGCGUCGGCGAGAAGCGGGGGCCCAGCCGCGGGCGCGAUGGUCUGGCAUUUCGUCCCUAAGUCUCUGAAAUACAAUCUCGCAGAUGGUUACGGCAUCGUUAUAUCGGAAAAUCCAGCGAUCGCCACGCUUAUGCACCGCCAGUCGGCCCGGAUGGCGAGACUGCGCUAGGCCCACCGACUACUGUCCAUACCAGCAUGUAUAUUAGAUCUCACUAAAACUGCCGCACCAUCACCAUUUUUGUUGUAGCAGCAGCAUCAUGUGUUGAUUCUAUUGCUACAACCUGGAGCCCAUUUGGAGGCAAGGCCGAUUCGCAAAGCCGCACGGUUACCUCCAUCUCGUGGUUUCCCCCUUUAGACUAGCCCAUUUGAAUAUCGAUCCUUCCGAGAAAUGAUAUCAAACUUCUAUACUUACAUAAUUAAUGAGUGUAUUCUUUAUCCUUUGUCCUCUCUGUAGAUGAUUGUUAUCACACUGUUCGGUUAGUUUGUUGAGAAGAACGAUGUUAUGUUGUCCUUGUGUGAGUGCCGCUGUUAUCUCCAUGAUGAGAAUCAAAUGUGUAGUUUUAGUUCUAUCCUCAAAUUGUGUGCGUAUUGAUGCACACUUCUCAUUGACUUGA